Molecule: messenger RNA, 1737 nt
Organism: Benincasa hispida (wax gourd)
Lineage: Eukaryota; Viridiplantae; Streptophyta; Magnoliopsida; Cucurbitales; Cucurbitaceae
Source: RefSeq, a predicted model, not a curated record
AUGGAAGAGGUCUCAGUAAUACCUCUUUACAUAUCUACGCUUCCAAAGUGUUUAACAAAUCAAGGAUUUCAUCCAAAUAAUUUAUAUGUCCGACGAAUUGAAGAAAUCCUUUCAACAUCUAGGCCAGUACUAUGGAAGAUGGAGUCGGAUAGUCAAUUUUCUCCCACAUAUUUUAACACAUCACUUACUUCGUUGCCUAGUAAUUUGACAACUCAUAACUUAGGGGAUGAUGUAGACCAAGGUCAAUAUUUCAAUGAUUGGUCUUUGAGGGAGAAUGAUGAUGAAGAGGAACCCAAGAUUAAUACCCACCAAACACCUCAUGCAGAAGAACGAACAAUCGAAGACUACGGAGGCUCGUCACAUGCAACGGGUUGUGACUUGUCACAUCCUUCUAGUAGCACAAUCACCAUGCCAGGUCAGUCUUAUUCUUCUGAAGAUGUGCAAGUUGGUGACAUAUUUAUAUCUAAGAAGGAUUUAAAGAUGUGGUUAUCUAUGUUAGCAAUUAGAGUUAACUUUCAGUUUAGGGUGAAGAAGUCGACCACAACAUUAUACAAAGUUAUAUACUUAGUUGAAGAAUGCAAAUCGAAACUUCGAGCCGUUAAAUUGAAAAAUUGUGAAAUAUUUAAGAUCUCUAAGUAUGACAAUUUCCACACAUGUAGAAAUGAAAUAUUGACUAACAAUCAUAGACAAGCUUCUAGUUGGGUUCUCAGAUAUCUAAUUUCGUCGAAGUUUGAAGAUGUUAGUCAUUCAUAUAGACCGAAAGACAUUGUCAAGGAUAUAAAACAAGAGUAUAGUGUGAGUUUAAGUUAUGACAAAGCAUGGAGGGCAAGGGAAGAAGUGUUAGUGCUUGUUUGGGGGUCACUGGAAGAAUCGUACAAGAAGUUACCUAAAUUUGGUGAAGCCUUACAAAUUGAAAAUCCUGGUUCAGCCUUUAAAUAUGAUCUGCAAGAAGAUAAAUAUUUCAAGUAUGUCUUUAUGGCUCUUGGUGCUUCCAUAAGGGUGUUUCUGAAUUGCAUUCAACCUGUUUUAAUUGUAGAUGGAACACGUUUAAGGGAUAAAUAUAGUGGUAAACUCCUGCUUGCGAUUGAGGUCGAUGAAAAUAAUCAAAUAUACUCAGUCGCAUUCGGUAUAUUUGGUAGAGAAACUGAUGAAUCUUGGGUGUGGUUCCUUCAACAAUUAAGAUGUGUAAUUGGGCAAGUUUAUAAUUUGGUUAUUGUAUCAGAUAGACACCCUAGCAUAAAAAAGGAAAUUAUCACGGUCUUCCCAAAAGCAUUUAAUGGUAUCUGCAUCCAUCAUUUGAAAGCUAAUUUAUUAGUUAAUUUUAAGAAUAAAGAUAUUUUCGAUAAAGCAGCAAAGGCAAAUCGUGAGUCUGUGUUCAAGUACCACUGGAGUCAAUUUGCAGGGUAUCCAGGUGCACACAAAUACCUAGAGGAUAUCGGUCUUGAGCGGGGGGCUAGGAUGUACCAAUACCAUAUUAGAGGUUGGUUACAGGAUUUGUAUCACAGACGUCGAAUGGAAGCAUCAAACAAUACGUCAAGACUGUCGAACUAUGCGAUGACAAUAAUUCGUGACGCUGCAGACAAAGCGAGUAGAUAUGAAGUUCGACCAAUUGACCAACAUGAGUUUGAGGUGAUAGAUGGAGGAUUGGGAGGCCGUGUCAAUAUUCACGCAAGAAUGUGCACUUGUCGCAAGUUUGAUUAUUAUGAAAUCCCUUGUUCACAUGCCAUUGUUGCAUGA